AUGCAAAAAAAUUAGCUUAAUAAACACAUACACAUGUAACAAGAUUACUCAACUCCACGCUUCCUACAUUUAUUGAACCACAACCACACCUCACUACGUCUUGUGAAAGUACAGCAAAGAGAAAGUGAGGAUCAUGUUAGUUGAACAUAUACAGUCCAACUGUGUGCGUAUAACUAACUAGCCAACCGGUUGAGUAUUGAGCUCGUACAAAAACUUUCUUUAACCCACUUUCGUAUUCUCGCGACGAUCUUUCGCCAUUCACCGUCGUUUCGGCUCCAGUGUGUAUAGUUUGGUAGUCAGCAGUGGUGUGUGCCCUACCAUCGAUCCCAGUGUGAUCCCUGUGUGCUAGUGGUGGGAUAUUCUCGUGGGGGUACACUUUGUGAAGCAGACAAGUGGGACACAGCUUAUUAUUUUUCUCCUCCCGCUACGGCGGCUCAUAAUUGGAUGCAGUAUGUGUGAUAUGCAGAAAAUGCCUACACAAGAUGAUGCCUCUUGUGAGGAAGACUCGGAGAUGAAUUUUGCAGCAUUCUCAGCCAUGGGGGCUGGUACACACUUUGUGACCACAAACGGACAGUUGCCCGUCACAACAAAAUUACAACAAAAUCCUAAUAAUGGAUCACAGCUACCUCAGGUAGUUGGUAUGGUAGGUGGAGUGAACAUGGGCGAGGGUGUGCAGUACCUCCACAGUCUGGACGGCACGGCGCUGCAGGCCACGCCACAGCUUAUAUCCGUGCCUAUAGCCUUGCCAGGUGCUAAACCGGGUGACCCGCAACCAACAGUGCAGAUACGGGUGUUAAGUCCAAACAUAAUACAGCAACAGCAACCCAAAUAUCAGAUGCAAAUCCCUAUACAAGGUUUUCAGCAAGGUGGCACAGUAUUUACAGUAGCAUACUCGCCUGAAGCAAAUGAUGGCAUCCAACUACUGGGAAAUUCACUACCUGAAGGUACAUUCAGGAUAAGACCAGGCUUGCAGGUGGUGACCGCCAUGCCGCAGGACAUGCAGCAGCUGAUGCAGAGCCAGGACAAUAAGGAGCAAGUGCCGCAGACUAUGCAGCAUCAGGUAUUCAUAACUCAAAACCAACAAAUAGUGAUAAGCAACGGCGAGGACGUGAAGCAGGUGAUGAACAACAACACGACAAAUAAUAAUAACAACAAUGAUGUAGCUGAUAUCAUCAUCAAGGAGGAGGAGUGCGAGGACAAUGAUGAUGACGACUCGCAAGGCACAGAGAACAGCGACGGCAUGCCGUGGCAGCUGUCCAGCUCGCAGCAGGACCUCGUCAAGUAUCUCAACACACUGCCUCCACAGCAAACCCAAGCCCUGCCCGUAUCACUUCAGCAGUUCUUACGGCUCAAUCCUGCAGAAGCUAAAAAGAUGGAGAGCAUUGAAGUGGAGCUUACUCCCAUCAAGACUCAGGCGGAAGAUAAGAAGGAUAAUGCUGAUGUCUCUAUGGAUGAAGGCGGCGGCGCGGGGUCGGGCGGCGCGAAGAAGAAGAAGAAGUACAAGAAGAAGGGGAAGGGCGUGGCGCGGCCCAAGCCCGGGCAGGUCAUCAUCGCCACGGCCGCCGACGGCUCGCCCAUCUUCUGCUGCCCCGAGUGCCAGCUGGCCUACCCCGACAAGGAGCAGCUCGAGGCCCACCUCGCCGUGCACAAGAUCGAGCGCCGCUUCAUCUGCGGCAUCUGCGGCGCCGGCCUCAAGCGCAAGGAGCACCUCGAGCGGCACAAGCUGGGCCACAACCCCGAGCGGCCCUACGUGUGCGGCGUGUGCGGCAAGGGCUUCAAGCGCCGCGAGCACCUCAACCUGCACGUGGUCAUCCACUCGGGCGUCAAGAGCGAGCUGUGCGGCGAGUGCGGCAAGGGCUUCUACCGCAAGGACCACCUGCGCAAGCACACGCGCUCGCACGAGACCAAGCGCGCGCGGGACGAGGCCGGCGCCGAGCCCUUCGACCUCAAGCCCGCGCCCCAGCCGCUCGCCAACAGCACCGCGCUCAUGCCGGAGAUCACCAUACAUGUGCCCACCAGCUCGAACAUGCAAGUGCCAGUACAAAUAAACAUCCCGCAGCACGUGAUGUCGUCGCUGGCGGCGGCGCAGGCCCGCGGGGCCCCGAGCCCCGGCGCCGGGGGCCCCGGGGGCUCCGGGGGCUCCGGCUCGGGCUCCGGGGCCUCCAGCGGCGAGUCGCAGCUCGACGCGCUGCUCGCGCAACACACGUGACACUUGGAUGCCACUGAUAUAAUAGACAGCGAAGAUGACAACGUCGGCGCGAGCGGAACCCGCAACAUCGCUUGCACAUAACGGGAUAUACACGCACUACUCGAAGGAAUACCCACUACCUAUCAUUCAAAUUAUGUACUUGCUUUUCUCUUAUGAAAAGAGUCUGCACAAAUCCUCCGUAAGUCCCAAACGGGGAAACAAAUCUUAAUCAACAACCACCGACGAAAUGUCACGGUAUUAAUACGAGUUAAAAUGAAAUCGCUUUAAGGACAAAAUAAAUACUCCAAUUAGUAUAGUUCUCUUUAUAAAAUUAAUUAAUUGUUAAGCCUUCGAAACCAUGAACACUCGUGUAAAAUUGAUAAGUUAUUUGUACAUACUUAGUGAUAAGUAAUCGGAUUUGAAUCACAUAAGAUUGAGAGCACACGUCGGAACUUGUAAAAGUGUUUGUCAUGUGCCCUCUACAUAAUGGGCAGCGUUGGGCGAAUAGAGGCAAUCACGAUAGCGUAGAGGACCUAAGGCUGGUUGCAGAGCUUGACCGACUAUCAGUGCGUACCGUCGGUCC
Messenger RNA from Colias croceus (clouded yellow), 2771 nucleotides. Its product is annotated as zinc finger protein with KRAB and SCAN domains 8-like. The record is from RefSeq and is a predicted model, not a curated record. Bases 452 to 2209 code for a protein of 585 amino acids. Gene Ontology annotation, biological process: regulation of transcription by RNA polymerase II. The transcript is spliced from 13 exons. Gene Ontology annotation, molecular function: RNA polymerase II cis-regulatory region sequence-specific DNA binding; DNA-binding transcription factor activity. NCBI's taxonomy places the organism in Eukaryota, Metazoa, Arthropoda, Insecta, Lepidoptera, Pieridae.